This is a messenger RNA of Entamoeba invadens IP1, 516 nucleotides long. RefSeq lists its product as hypothetical. The record is from RefSeq and is a predicted model, not a curated record. The transcript is spliced from 2 exons. Bases 1 to 516 code for a protein of 171 amino acids. NCBI's taxonomy places the organism in Eukaryota, Evosea, Mastigamoebida, Endamoebidae.
AUGCCCCGAGUUGGGAACAACAAAAACACGACUAAAAAGAAGAGGUAUCAGCCUCCCUUAGUCGGGACGCAAAGAAAACACCCACAAUUUGCACGAAAACGAAAUGCUAAAGAGAAACCAGCGAAUGAGAACACUGAAAAUGAAGAUAAAAUCAAGAUGGAGGAGGAGAUUGAAAACGACGAAAUGAAAGUCGAAGAGAACGAAGAAGAGCCGCAAGAGAGGGUUGAAGAAAACCCUAAAAUCAACGAAGAGAAAAAACCGCGAAAAAUUCGAAGCAAAAAAAUCUUGUCACUUGAAGAACAACUUGCUUUGGUCGAAUCAGUUGUCAGCUCGGGAGCAGAAAAGAGUGGUGCCGUGAUGCAAAAAACAGUGGAAAAGGUACAGAAACAGGACUUGAAGGUGGCUCGAAGAACAAUGAAUAAACAAAGAAAAACACAACUCAAAGAGAAAGAGAUGGAAAAGCUCAAGAAUAAGCUGCUUGAAGAGAAAGAAAAGAAAAAGAAAUUAUCUGAUUGA